AUGGCUUCAACCUCACUGGCAGCACCUGAGAGAAAUGAUGAAUUUUGUGACCUGUGUACUAAAUAUCUGACGGAUCCAAUAUCCAUAGAAUGCGGACACAACUUCUGUCGGCCUUGCAUCACCGAUCAUUAUCGGGAACGGAAAAAAGAAGGGCUUUUUUUCUGUCCUGUUUGCGAAGAGCCGAUCCCCGAAGGAAGACUCCGCCGAAUCCUGCAGCAGCCCAGAGUGGAGGAAAAACUCAGAUUACUUCCAGAAAAGUCAUUUGUCUGCCCGAAACACAAAGUGAUACUAGAUCUGUUUUGUCAAGAGGACGAGAAGCUGAUAUGUGCUGUUUGUAAGAAGUCAUUGGAACAUAAAACUCACACUGUGAUUUCUCCCAAACAAGCUGCCCAACCAUUAAAGGACCAGUUACGGAGCCGCAUUAUACUACUGGAGGAAAAGAAAGAUAUAAUGGAGAGUCAUCCUUCAGAUGCAGAAAAGGAAAUAGCCGAGCUGCUUGGACAAAUGGAAGAAGAGAAGGAGAAGUUAGACAACGUGUUCAAACAACUACACGAUUUUCUGCAUAAACAGGAAAAACAACUACACAACCGAAUGAAAACGGUGGAGAAGGAUAUUCAAAAAACUAAGGCGGAAUAUCUGGAAGGGCUUUCAAAGGAACGCACCGUGCUUAAAAGUAUCAUCCGGGAGAUACAGGAGGCGUGUGAGCAGCCAGCGGUGGAGUUCUUAAUGGAUUUUAAAGCCAACAUGCAAAGGUAUGACAAAGCACUUGAAAACCCAGUUGCUUUCCCUCUGGAGCUGAAAUGGAGGUCCUGGGAUUUCUGUGAUAUCAAUCCUUUUCUGGAAAAUUCUGGAAAUAUAUUCAAUGAGUCUCUGAUGGCUGGACUUCAGUUGCAGAAAGAACAUGUAUUUCUGGAUCCAGACACAGCUCACCCUCGUCUCAUUUUGACAGACGAUUGUAAAAGUCUGAAAAUGGGCGAAUUUUAUCAAUCUCUACCCAAAACCCCAGAAAGAUUUGAUGAAUGGCCUUUUGUGUUGGCCUGCUCAGGAUUCACUACCGGCAGGCAUUUCUGGGAAGUUGCUGUGGGGACAGAAGACACCUGGGGUGUCGGAGUUGCCCAGAAGUCUGUCAGGAGAAAAGGAGAUAUUGAAUUUAGUCCAGAAGAAGGGUUCUGGGCUGUGGGGAAGUGGGAUGGCAACUAUACAGCGUACAAUCCUCCCUUUUAUACUCCCUUGACUUUGCGUAGGAUGCCCAAGAAAAUCAGAAUAGUUCUGAACUACGAAGGGGGAUGGGUGACUUUUUUUGAUGCCGAUACAGGAGCUCCUCUCUUUGCAUUUUCUCCACCCCCUUUCGCUGGAGAGGUGAUCCUUCCCUUAUUUUACGUGUUUGGAAACGCUCGCCUUUCCAUCGCUCAUUAA
Ahaetulla prasina is the source of this 1416-nucleotide messenger RNA. RefSeq names its product E3 ubiquitin-protein ligase TRIM7-like. Bases 1 to 1416 code for a protein of 471 amino acids. NCBI's taxonomy places the organism in Eukaryota, Metazoa, Chordata, Lepidosauria, Squamata, Colubridae. The transcript has 7 exons. Gene Ontology annotation, molecular function: zinc ion binding; protein binding. The record is from RefSeq and is a predicted model, not a curated record.